CACAAACAGAGAGAGAGAGAGAGAGGGAGAGAGAGGGAGGGGGCGGGGCGUACCUGGUGUAUGUUGCAACUUUCAUGUGACUCACACUUCUCAACUACCUUGACAAGCUCGAGCUGAGAGGAAAUACACUCCCCAGGGUGGGUCACCAAACACAGCCAUAAAAAAGGUGAAUGUUCACAGCUAGGUAUUAACAGCUUGGCUCGACUCGCCGCUCACCGUGCCAGUGUGCAGUUGAUCUUCAAGUUAAUCUCCAACCUAAAGUCAUGGAGAGGCGGGCGACACUGGACUUGUUUGACAAGGUUUUUGAGGAGAAAAAAGCGGUAGAACUCAAACCUCUCUGAGUAUCGUCAGGCAAAAUGUUUCUCCCUGGAUGGUUCGCUUGGUGGGUCUUACUGACCCUACGCAUGUCUGCCUGUGUUUUGGAGAUUUCUGGAUAUGACAUCGAUGAGGUCGUUUGCUCACAGGGUCUCUCUGAAUGCUCCAUGAAGGAUGAGGGGCCCCUUCUGGCAGAGAACGAUGGUGUGGAUGUUCAAAAACUAACAGCACAUUUCCAGCUCUGCUCAAAGACCAAAGAGUCGUGUACAUUAUGCCUGGUGAUAGACGCAGAGCUCCACAUCCGUCUGGGUGAUGACAUGGAGGAUGAAGGCUACUCUGGGCUUGAUGAGGAGGAAGAAAGUGAGGAGACGAGGAAUCCAAAAGCGUCUGUGACGAUGUGUUACCAAACAGCCUCGACCAUACCCACAUGCAAGAAGGUGGAGUUUGCAGUCAAUCAAACAGCUUUCUCUCAGCAAAACCCGGCAAAGGUGUCCAUGGUGAUUACUAAGCCAGCUGGGGUUUCUUUCAGCAGCAGAGUGUCUGUAAAUCUUCCUAAAUUACAUCUGACUCGAGAGGUUGUUGCUCCUUCUCCAGAAACAGUGUGUUCCGGGGAGAAGAAGACAUGUGUGGAAGAGUGUAGUGUGCCAGAACUCAGGAUUGUAAUUCCAAAAGAGAUGGACCACGUGGAGCUGCAGUUCGAUGGCAGAAAUGAUGGCCUCCCCUCUGUGUGCAUCCAAUAUGAGCAGGAUGGGACAUGUCCGGGAUGGAACAGGAUGAGCAUCCCACUCUAUUCUGUGACUCACUGCACGUGUCUCCAGGCAUGGUAUGAUGGGAAGUAUGUGCGCUCUCGUAAAUGCCCCUUCAGAAACACGGGUUUUGCCCAAAGGAACGUGUGGAAGAACAUGUCAGUGUCCGUAGGCCAGGGUCAAACAAACAGCUAUGACCCAAUGCUGUCGUGGAACCUAUCUGCCCCCUGCAGGCUGGAGGGUGAGGUGUGGCCCUGUCACAAGGGGGACAGCUGCAGGGAGAUGAAGGGCUUCAGACAACAACUGGCAAAUGGAACAUGGAGUCAAAACCGCAAAGGACUCUGGGUGAAAACAGGGACAUUUCAGGACAUCAACCUUCAGCCAUCAACAUGUGUUAUGGUGAAAAUAAAUGGAAUGGGACAUGAGCUGGGUCCUUUCUGUUUUAAUAACACUGACAGAUGGCGCUGGAGUCUCCUGGCUGUCGGAGUUAUGUUGCUGGUUUGCUUGACUGUGCUUGUGUUUUAUAUACUUCAUGGCUUUGUCAAAAAAUGUGUGUGGAGCUGCCGCCAUGGUGGAUUUGUGAAGGUCGGCAGAGGGGGUCACGUUGUGCUGCUGAGCCCCCCCGACGUGGACGAUGGCGUCGCAAAAUCAGUUUGUCAACUCGGCUCUCUGCUUGGCAACCGAGGCUUCAAUGUGUCUGUUGACCAGUGGAGCAGGAAGGAGCAGUGCAUUCUGGGGCCUCUGCCAUGGCUGCACUCCCAGCUACUGAAGCUGAACAGCCAGGGGAACCGAGUUGUGGUUGUUUUGAGCCACAGAGCCUUGGAGAGAACAAAGGAAUGGACCAUUCCGCAGAGGGAGGUUAUCAGGACAGAGAAGGAAGACAUGGAUCUCCCUCAGAUUUGGUCUCCUUACUCUGAUGUGUUUACAGCCUCCCUGUGCCUCAUUCAGGCAGACAAGCGGCUGGGAAGGGCUGGAGAACGUUUUCUUCUGGUGAAAUUUGACUCCAAUCCAAGUAAAGAUAGGAACCUACCAGAGCUUCUUCAGGGGCUGCCUCUAUUCCACCUCCCCUCUCAGACCCAGGCCCUCCUGACUGAGCUCACAUUGGAGAGGACACAGAGGAGAUCAGGUGGAAAGAAAUGGGCAAGGUGGAAAUGGGUUGGCUCGGAUGGUUGGAGAGCAAAGACUAAAGAGGGACCAGACCUGCAGUGGAAGGCAGCUCCAUGUUAAUUCAUUGGAGUUGAUAAAAACUUGGAGACAAAGCCCUUAAAGCAGCCUUGAAGGUCAAAAGGAAACAAAGAUCAUGCACUCUGAAAGGUUGGCAAUAUUCUAUAAUGUGGUUAUUGUCAUCCCAUUAGAAGACCAAAAUCCACAGUGAGUGAUUCUACACCUCAAUUCCCUCGAGGCCAUUUGUGGCCACCUCAUAUCUCAGGUUUUUACACUUUUCCUGUUUUUGAUUUGAAGGUUUAAUAUCCAUAAAAAUGUAUUAUAUUAAAUAUUAAAUAUAUACAUU
Scophthalmus maximus (turbot) is the source of this 2571-nucleotide messenger RNA. RefSeq names its product interleukin 17 receptor C (gene il17rc). Lineage: Eukaryota; Metazoa; Chordata; Actinopteri; Pleuronectiformes; Scophthalmidae. The record is from RefSeq and is a predicted model, not a curated record. The coding region runs from base 357 to 2288 and encodes 643 amino acids. The transcript is spliced from 15 exons. Gene Ontology annotation, molecular function: interleukin-17 receptor activity.